UGUGAUUUCGACUAGGACGACGUCGUGACGCUGACGGUGACGCUGAGCGUUUUGUUUCCCGGCAUCGCGCAUCGCGAGCGUCUCGGUCUUCGUUAGUGCACCGGAAGUUUUUCGUUUGAUUCGGAAGAGAACGAAAGUCAUCAGGUAUUUUUUGGUUUUGUUUUCCCGCUCGUAAUACGUUUUUGAAUUUAUAAAUAUUUGAAGAACGAAACAUACAAACACCAUCCCAAAUUCCAUGAAAAGUUUUUGAUGAAUUUCAGAAUCAAUUAUGUUUGAAGAAUGUUUCGGCAAUGGACCGUUCGUCUUCAGAAUCAACGAAAAUGGUUCAGGUCCUCAACUACUGACACAGGUGUGUCUAGAAAGGGGAUGGCGAGAAUAUACCGGUGAUUGCGAGAACUGGAAUCUCUGGUGGCGAACAUCCGGCUUUCCAGUUAGUCACCAUCGAAGUCUCUAUGCUUGGCAGUACUUAAAUCACAUUCCAAAAGGUUCGUCAAUAUGUAGAAAAGAUAAUUUGGUCAGAUAUCUAAGGUGUAUGAAGAAAGUUUACGGGUCCAUAUAUGAUUUUAGUCCACAUGGAUAUAAUUUACCUUUAGAAUACACGAAGUUGGCUGCUGAAUGCAGCAGGGGAAGGCCGCAUAGUGGGAAAGAAGAUACGAAACAUUUUGAAGACAAACCGAUUUGGAUAUGUAAACCAGUAGCCCAAAGUCAGGGUCGAGGUAUUUUCUUAUUUAGGAAACUAAGUGAAUUAAACUACGAUACCAAUACAAUAGUACAGCGGUAUAUAGAAAAACCUCUUCUGAUAGGUGGCUACAAAUUCGAUCUACGACUUUACGUGUGCAUUCCUUCAUACCAUCCUGUAACAAUAUAUAUUUACAGGGAAGGUUUAGCACGAUUUGGUACCGACAAAUUUAGCUUAAAUGAUCUCAGGAAUCCUUUCCGACAUUUAACGAAUUCUUCUAUCAACAAAUUGGGUCCUGGAUAUACCGAAAUGAAAGAUAGAGUGGGAUCAGGAUGCAAGUGGAACCUACGACAAUUGAGACGAUAUUUUCAACAAGCUGGAAUUUUAGACUGGCUGCUUUGGCAAAGGAUUACAUCAUUGGUAAUACUUACCGUACUGAGCCACGUCAGUCAGAUACCACCGACUGUCAAUUGUUUUGAGUUCUUUGGAUUUGAUGUUUUGAUUGAUAGUGCGCUGAGACCCUGGUUAUUAGAAGUUAACCUAAGCCCUGCCCUUAGUAAUGAUUGUGACGCUGAUAGAUUAGUAAAAAAGCCGAUGUUACAUGAUAUGUUCGACUUGUUGGGGCUGCCAUUGUAUAAUACAGGUCUCUCAGUAUUCGAUAUAUUAUCUGAAGAGACUGUAGAUAACAAAGAGGAUCAAGAGAAUAGGAAUAUAGCUUUGAAGAACACCAUUUCAGUUGUAAAUGCUGCUGGUAGGUGGAGGAGAAAACAAAAGAAAAUGUCUGCCAUUUAUUCUAGGGCGAAUUCUGCCAUUAGAGUUAGAAAUAGAGCCACAUCUGCCAAUUAUCAAAAGACUUACAUAACAUUGCCAAAAGUCCAUGUAGAUGUUCGACCAGUAGCUUCGCCUAUACACGGUGGAACGACAAAAGCAAGCUGUGAUGAUUGCAGAAAAUCAGAAGCAAAACCAUGGGGCAAUGGAAGGGAUUGGAAUUAUCCUAAACCGAGGGAGGGCGGAUGGGUUAGAAUUUGGCCAUUUUCAUUAGAAGUUCCAACAAAAAAUAACAGUAUGAAUAAUGGACAAAUAAAAACUAUGGUUAACAAGGUAAUAAAAUUUACUAAGAAGGCAAAAGAACUGGCCAAACGACAUCCAUUGGCUUCUGAAUGUCAGUUAAGUGAAUUUCUUCAAGCUGAUAACGAGAUGACUGGAGACAUUUGGAUUCCCCCUGUAUAACUUACAUACUAUAUUUUUCUGUCUACUCCUCUGCCUCUAAACUGCCUACGCCAUGCCAAAUAACUUUUACAACAUUUCUUAAAGGUUGUUUAUGUCUUUGCAUAUUAUUAAUUUUCAGUAGGUAUUCAUACAUUAUUAAAUUGUAUUAUUUAUAAUAUCCCAGACAGCACAAGUCAAUCCAUUGGAUGUCCAUCGGAAGUCUAUUGAUGGACAUAUAGGCUGUCCAUAGGACGUCCAGCAUUUUACAGAAGGACAACUAUACAAAUGUCCCACUCCUGGACGUCCAUUUGGACUCCAGUAAAGGUCCAUAUAUAAACUUGUAUUGCUUUUGGACAAUUUAUGGACAUCACUACCUACAAUAAUAAGAAAUAAAUAUUGCAACUAUGGACAUAUUUUUCUUGUCAUAAAUAAUAUCAAGCAUGUACCUAUUGGUUUUAUACGCACUCCUUUAUGUUGACGUUCUCAGCCAUUUUCUUAAGGCUAUUUCACUUACUUUUUAAGCAACCCCAUUGUCGCUCUCAGCAACAGCUAAAAAAAGACAUUGCAUAUGUUAUACGAAUAUUGAUUCUUAAAUUAAUCUUUCAAAAAAUGCCUGACUAGGCAAAACUGAUAGUUAAAAAUGUAAAACUAAUAUAAAAAUAUGCAUUGACUAAUGUAAUUUACCCCUGUACUUAAAUAUAGAAAAAAAACUGCUCAUUGUUUCUUUAAAUGAUCAUUUUACUUUCAUACUUAUUAUACUUAUUUUCUUACCAGAUAACAAACUCAUGUUAUUUGUUGGCCGUUCUUGUCUUAACCCCUUUCUUCUUUUCUUCUUCGAGUCUGGCCUGAAUGGCCUUUUACUUUUAUAUCUUGUCAACAGUAGCAAAGAGGUGAAUAAAAUUGUAAUAAAAACCUAGUUGUAAUUAAAUUAUACUAGAAGAAUUAUAAUUUAUUAUAAGUUUGUAGUUUUUAUAGUGUCCUUCAUGGACAUUUUUUGGACAUCGAUUGGACUUCUGAAUGGGUAUAUCCAUUGGAAUAUCGGAAAAUAUAUAAAAUAUGGACGUCCAAUGUACGUCGUGUGCGGUCUGGGAUAUUAUAAAUAAAUAAAUAAAUAAAUAAAUAUUAUGGAAUGAGGCGUUAGCCGAGUGAGACAAUCACAGGAAUAUUCCAAUGAGUUUCAAAUUAUUCCUUUUACAAUUUUCCUGCUUACUGAAUUUUGUUUUAUGUACUGGAAUGUAUUACAGUUAAAUAAGAUUAAAACUAUAUUGUAUUUUAAAUAUGCUAUACAUCUAUAAAUAUCUACUCUUACUCCGUCCAUGCUAAUUUUGCGAAUUAUUGCUUGUUGUUACUUUUCAAUGGAAAAUAUAAAUCGAUAUAUAAAAG
This is a messenger RNA of Psylliodes chrysocephalus, 3271 nucleotides long. Lineage: Eukaryota; Metazoa; Arthropoda; Insecta; Coleoptera; Chrysomelidae. The record is from the annotation of a GenBank genome assembly.